Messenger RNA from Helianthus annuus (common sunflower), 1161 nucleotides. RefSeq lists its product as uncharacterized. The transcript has 9 exons. The coding region runs from base 100 to 870 and encodes 256 amino acids. The record is from RefSeq and is a predicted model, not a curated record. Lineage: Eukaryota; Viridiplantae; Streptophyta; Magnoliopsida; Asterales; Asteraceae.
AGAAAACAGAUAAAAAUAUAAGUUAUCUCUUUAGAACUCUCUGUGUCUUUAUCCUUAUUACAUCACACGCACUUUGUUUCUUCAGACACCGGAGCAAUAAUGGCAGUGGCAUCAGCGUCUAUGUUAGUAGCAUUGAAGACUUUCUUCAUUAUAUCGGCAUGGGUAAUGGCAGCUGUGCUUGUUUACUCAUUUGCCGCGGAUGGCCAAGCCUCUUGUUUCCAGCCAAGCGAAUGGUGGAUGCAAGUGGCAGAGUAUGAUUAUAUUGUGAUUAUACUUCCUAUAAUGGCGUUGUUUUUCUACAAGGAAUCAAGCUGGAUCAAGAGAAUUGGUUUUAUAAUUAUAUCAUUUUUUUGUGGAAGCUUUGUUAACUGUGGAUACAUUGCUAUUCUGUUCUACCAAUUGUCACCUGAAGAGUCUAUGAAAGAUCCAUUAUACUUUGUGCUAGCGAGACGUCAAAACCGGGAUGUCAAUACUGGACGCACGGCACGAUAUUCUCUUGUAAUAGCAAAAGUAAUGGUUACUGCGAUAGGCUGCUACCUCCUGGGGGUAAUAAUUUUCGCCUAUAUCACUGAUGGAUCUCCAUUCCAUAUGGAAGUACUCACACCGUGCAUGAUAACAGCGAUUAUAGAUAUCUCGAUCCACACUGUUGUUUACUCGGUAUGGAUAGCAUAUAAGGAGACAAGUUGGAUAAGUGCUGUCUUUUGGAUAAUUGUACUUGUAUGUUUUAGUAGCAUUGGUUUAUUCGUAUACAUAUUGCGAGAACUCUUCACUCUCUCUCCUGAGCAGCCUCUUUCUGUUAUACUUUUCAACAAAACUAACAGGGAUAGGCCAUCAAGUGAUCCUCUAUUGAAUGAGCACACAGAUGUAUAAACACAACAUUUGCAGUAACGAUAUGAAGGUGUGUUUUGAAGUUGUUAUAUACAAAGUUGAGGAUUCGAGGCUUAUUUGUGGAAAAUUUGUGGUGUGUAUGUCUUUACUUAAAAUAACAUUAAUAAGAAUUUGGUGAAGUAGCUAAAGCAAUUGUUAUGAGAAUUCAGUAGGUCACUAGUGUAUCAUGUGUGAAGACUUAAAAGUCUCAUCUAUAGAGAAGGAUAUACGUAUAAAACAGAGUUAAGUGAAUGGAAGGUUACUAUGGUUUUACAUAGGCCGGCCCCCAAUUCA